This is a messenger RNA of Xenia sp. Carnegie-2017, 4015 nucleotides long. RefSeq names its product MMS19 nucleotide excision repair protein homolog. The transcript is spliced from 37 exons. Gene Ontology annotation, cellular component: cytosolic [4Fe-4S] assembly targeting complex. Bases 658 to 3717 code for a protein of 1019 amino acids. Lineage: Eukaryota; Metazoa; Cnidaria; Anthozoa; Malacalcyonacea; Xeniidae. Gene Ontology annotation, biological process: iron-sulfur cluster assembly. The record is from RefSeq and is a predicted model, not a curated record.
AGUAAUGCAUUUUGCCGAAUUACGUAGUAGAAUUAUGUUGUUACGACUUGCAUUUUAUUUCUUGACCGAGAUUUAUUUCUCGACCGGGAUUUUUUCUCGACCGAGAUUUUUUUCUCGACCGGGAAUUUUUUCUCACAAUAUAUUCGCUUUACUGAACUACCAUCUGCAAAUACUCAAUGAUAAACACGUGUUUCUCAAGUUUGGUUUGCUUUCUGAAAGGAGAUUUUUUUCUCGACCACCUUUUUUCCGAAAUGGCUUGCCAUAAAAUUCGUAAAAAUAAAGUCACAAGAAAGAAAAUUUUAAAGUCACAAGGAAUUGCUCUCACUCCGUCCGGCAAAUCGCUGUUAUAAAGAAAUACUCAAGAUAUUUUUAUGGGCGUUUACAUAUGAGGUAUAAAUACGGUACUUAAAUUUACUUUACUUUACUCAAAUUUAAGAUAUUAAAAAAUAUCCGAUGCUUUCAACACAAAAAAAUUCGCAAUCGGGUUUGUCUCAACAAUGAACCACUUGUGUAAUCGAUAUGACAACAUAAAUGUUGAGAUUACAUGUCAAAUAUCAUCUCUCUCCCCCCCCCACCCCUCAAGAAGUGCUUUUUGACCGUCCCUGUCCACUGUCCAGUCCGUUCACUGGAUCAGUUUAUUAGAAUUUAGAAAAGAUCAUGGCCGACGAGCUAAUCGAACAUUAUAUGAAAGAAGAAUUGGAGGAAGAACGCGGUGCAGUCCUCAAUAAGUUUAACAAAGCUGUUCUCUCAAAAGAGGUUAAUUUAUUGCAGAUCGUGGAAAAGUUAGGACCCUAUCUUACCAAUCAAGAAACAGAUAAAAGAUGCAAGGGAACACAACUGCUGUCCUUGUUGCUUUGUCGACUUGUAACCAAGGAACUCCUCGACAAAGAAGUUACUGUUUUGGUGGAUUUUUUUUGUGAUCGUCUGAAGGAUCAUUUCUAUGUGGUUCCUCACGUCUUUUCUGGUUUACUGGCUUUGGUAAGCUAUCAGGCGAUUCAAGAGGGAUUAGCUCUUAGGAUAGUUCAAGCAAUUUUCAAAGAGAUUCACGUACAGUCAUUAUUACAGGCAGAUCGAUAUAACGUUUUCAUGUUAUUCACUGUACUACUUGAAAAGAAAAUGUCUGAGCUCCAAACACUUGGAACGGAUUUUGUUUUUGGUUAUAUUCAAGCCAUGGACGGAGAGAAGGAUCCAAGAAACUUACUGGUUUGUUUCGAGCUUGUUCAAAUCAUCGUAAAGAGAUUUCCUAUUGACCAUUUGGCCGAAGAUUUGUUCGAAGUGACAUCUUGCUAUUUCCCUAUUGAUUUUACUCCACCUCCCAAUGAUCCCCAUUCCAUAACAAGAGAGCAGCUUAUUUUAGCGCUUCGAAAAUGUCUGGCGUCCACAUCCAUAUUUGCACCUUUUUGCGUUCCGUUGCUGAUUGAAAAGAUAUCCUCCGAUGUGAUUUAUGCCAAGAAAGAUGCUUUGUUGACCCUAGCAUCGUGUGCAAAUGUUUACGAUGCGCGGUUCAUUAGCGAGCAGGUGCCAUCUUUGUGGAAUCAUAUAAAACAAGAGAUAUUCAUGGCAGCCGAACAGUCCGUCGAGGCAGCUUGCUUGGAGGCGAUUCGGAGUAUUAUGCGAAAUAUAGCUUUGGCCGAAGAGCUAAAUCAUGGUGGCACUUUGAACAACAUUUUAACGAAGAUGCUUUCUGAUAUUAAAGGAAAUUUUUUGAAGCAGGAUCAAAAGAUACUCAAAACUUCAGCGAGUAUACUUCAGAAUGCGUCGAUGGCCUCAGAUGUGAUUUGCGGGAAAGUUUUGGAUGAAGUUAUUCCAAUUUUUCUGGAGCAGUUUGAAAUGGUCAAACAGGUCAGCCAUCAAAAGUCCAUCUUGGAUGCGAUGCUUGGUUUCCUACAAGUCGCUAAAGAAUUUGAAGGAAAAGAUUCUUUGAAUUGUCUGAUGAAAUUCAAAGAAAAUCUUCUCGGAUUGUUCUUCUCGUUGCUCGUCAACCAAAAUCCUCUUCAUCGUAGCUCCGGAAUAGCCGGCCUUGUUGCCAUGACAGCCAGUGGAAUUCUGGUGGAAGAUGAGUUGGUAUCGUUCCUCGGUCAUUUGCUCGCGAUAAUGCUUCAAGAUGACGAGAAAAUCGUGAGGCAUGAAACUAAACUAGCAUUGGCUUAUCUUUCUUCCCGAUAUUCUUUCUUGGUUCGUCGUCACGUCAUAGGAAACCUUGUGGAUAGACUUUCUGCGAUAGACGAUUUGCCGAUCCCGAAUGGAAUGAACAAAGUCCCCAUAAGCUCCUGUGUCACCCACGAAGACCUUAUAGACACUUUGACCAUAUUUUGUACCGAACAAGAAAAUAUUGAAUGUAUUUUACCCUGUUUGGUUGACAAUCUUACAAAGUUGUGUAAAGAUGAAAACUCCGUUCAUGAAACAAGCAUCGGCCGGCUAAUUGAUUGUUUGAUUGGAAUUCUUGAAGAUUCUCUAAAGAAAUCAUUCAACGUUCUUGAUUAUUACAAAGACGUUGUCUUCCUUCGCGUGUUAAAACUUGCCGUCACAAAUUCACUGGCAAAUGAGGAAUUCGUUUUCGCUUCGACAGUACUUGAAACAUUUUCCAAAUUGCUGCGGAUAAUUUCGUCUAAGUUGCCUGAGCGUUGCUGUAAUGACAUCAUCUCCAUCGUGUUUGAAGUUUUGGUAGAUGCAAAAUUUGAUAAAAUCGACGAAGCAUUUGAUCAUGAUAUGUUGAACAUGUUGGAUACAUCGUCGCCGUGGCAACGCACACAAUUAGUCAUUCUGUUAAAAUCCGUAUUAUGCAACGUUCCCAAAAAGAUCAUGCAUCCUCGUACUCCAGAGUUGUAUUCACGCUUGCUUAACGUAACUGUGGAAUGUCGUCAUCGACUAACUAAUGUUGAAGCUUCGAAAUGCUUGGCUGGUCUAAUCAACAGAAUACAAGAUGAGAAUGAAGUCGACGUGGAAGUAGGAAAGUGUCUUGAAAAGCUGGAUCCGUUGUUGGAAAAAGAUCGCACUGAAGACGAAAAGUGGAGAGCAACCAUUUCUCUCAUAUGGAUUUCUAAAGCGUUGCUGAUACGAGGUCAUAAUCUGGGGCUGAAACUCGUUGAUAAGUUGCUUAAGUUAUUCGACGAUCAAGUCAUUGGUCAAUGCGCUGCGGAUGGUUUUUACGUCGUCAUGUUGGAUUCUGAUGACGUAAUGGUCAAUGCGUCGUAUGCAAAUAUGAAGCUCAUGUACAAGCAGAGAAUAUUUGUUCAAGUUUCGCCCCUGCUUACUAAUUUAUUUCAUUCAAGUAGAAAAGAAACGAAGCAUCUCUAUCUAUGUGCUCUUUCUCACAUCAUGAACGGGCUUCCAAAACAGGUGUUACUCAGCGAAAUACCAACGUUAUUUCCAUUACUGGUUCAAUCGUUGUCAUGUGACGAAAGCAGCAUCCAAUUGUCCACUCUGAAGACUUUUUAUUCCCUGACGCACGAGCUGCCCACAGUUUUAUCGCAGUAUGUGACGUCACUCGUACCGAGGUACUUACACUUGGCGAGGAAUGCACCAUCCUUGCAAAUGCGUUCUAUGUCUUUAAAAUGUCUCGGUGUUUUGACUGUCCUACCUUAUCACGAAUUGUAUCCGUACAAAAACCAAAUUAUCAAGUCGUUAUCAAAAUGUUUGGACGAUCCCAAAAGAUUGGUGAGGAAAGAGGCAGUGCUGUGUAGAAAUGAAUGGUUUUUGCUCGGCACUAAUGACUGAUUGUUCAUGCAGACGUCAGACGGAAGAAAAUCAUUCCAGGUGCCCCCCCCCCGUUCUUGCCCUCAAUAAAACCUAUACACUCCUAUAGUAAAGGCGUUCCAUAUUUGCGUCGAAUUGGAUGAGUACCUCACAGCAUUGGGAUCUGCUGGAUGCAGGAGCACUAUGCUUCACUUCAAUGGGAAAGAUAAAAUGCUAAAAUUAAGGGAAAUCUCGACAAAUCACAAUGAACGAAGAAUGGGGAACUUUUUUAGAGUUGUGUAAUUUGUUGAAUUGAAAUAUAUUACAUCGAAUUCAUUGA